AUGAGUGGCCGUGAUAGUCGUGGUGGCAGUGGCCACCAACCGCUCAGCAAUGCCAUGGGCAAAAUUAAGGAUAAACUCACACGUUCAACGGACACCUACCAACGCGUCGAAGAAGGGCUCUCACAAUCGAAUACCGCCACCAGUUUGGACACAAUACUACCUGAGGACCCAUUCCUCUUUCCACGUGGUCCCACAGCACAGCAACGUCAAAUGGCGCCACAAAAUAGUUUCAGCGUUGAUGACACACCAUUACAUUUUGGCCCCAUCAUCGAAGACAGUGACAUACAUCCACCGCCAACAGCGCAGCCGUUGCCACUGCCGCUAAGUCAGGCAGCGGCCAAAACGAGUGGUGGUAGUCAAGAUUUUGUGGCAUUACCGCCACCACCAGCCGCCACACAACACAGUCACCGCGAUCAUCAUCAACGCAGCACUGUAUCGUUGGCUAAUAAUAAUAAUAAUAACAAUAAUGAUGAGCUGCAGCGCAGCAAACAGUCGUUGAAGGGUUCACGUGUGUCCUUCGAACGUCGCGAGGCUGAUAGCAGUGAUGAUGAUAAUUUCGAGAGUCGACGCAGCGGUUAUCAACAACAGAAAACAGUUAGUGUGGAUCAUAAGGGUAUAUUGAAGGAUCUUAAAAAUAUUUUGGCAAAUGAUAAUCGUCGCCAAUUUCAAGCUAAAAAGCAUGUCUCACUCGAUGUCAAGGGUACACGUUUCCUAGAGGAUAUGCUAAAGGAUUCCUCUUCUGAGGAGGAGUUCCACAAAAACCGACGUGAAUUCCAAGGACGAAAACACCAAAGUUUAGAUCCGCGCGUCAGUUUCAAACUUGAGAAAGUAUUACAAGGUUCGAGUACGGACAGUGACGAAGAGGCAGAGGAUGAUGUGGAACAUAAACGUCUGAUACACCGUCCAAAAGACAUAACCAAACCGGUAAUAAUUGAUUUGAAGGAUUUGGAAAGUGAAAGUGAUGAAGAUUAUGAGGCAAGCCGUCAACAUUUCCAACAGCAACGCUCCAUAAGUACGGACUCAAGGAAGAGUCAUAGACUGUACGAAAUGGAUGAGAUAGGCAAAAAGAAGAAUGAAAACCUGCGCAACGCUGUACCUUUUGUUAGACAAAUUACCGAAGAUGGUAAACCCAAAUUGGAAGUAUACCGGCCCACAACGAAUCCAAUCUAUAUUUGGACGCAGGUACUUGCUGCCCUCAGCGUUUCAAUGGGCUCAUUAGUUGUGGGCUUUUCAUCAGCUUAUACCUCUCCAGCUUUAGUCUCUAUGACUGACCGAAAUUAUACAUCCUUCGAAGUGACACCACAAGAGGCCUCUUGGGUUGGCGGUAUUAUGCCAUUGGCCGGUUUAGCUGGCGGUAUAUCCGGUGGUCCAUUCAUUGAAUAUUUGGGACGUCGCAAUACUAUACUCGCAACCGCCGUGCCCUUCAUUAUCUCUUGGCUACUAAUCGCUUGUGCUAGUAACAUUGCUAUGAUAUUAGCUGGACGUACACUUGCCGGCUUCUGUGUGGGUAUUGCUUCGCUAUCGCUGCCCGUUUAUUUGGGUGAGACAGUGCAACCGGAAGUGCGCGGCUCAUUGGGUUUAUUACCAACGGCUUUUGGUAAUAUUGGCAUUUUAUUGUGUUUUGUGGCCGGCACAUAUAUGGAUUGGUCACAGUUAGCUUUCCUUGGCGGUGCUUUACCCGUGCCAUUUUUGAUACUUAUGUUCCUUAUACCGGAGACACCACGUUGGUUUGUGUCACGUGGCCGUGAAGAUCGUGCACGCCGUGCUUUGCAAUGGCUGCGUGGUAGACAAGCUGAUGUGGAGCCGGAAUUGAAGGGUCUCUUGCGUACACAAGCACAAGCCGAUAGACACGCAACAGGCAAUCAAUUGGUGGAGUUGUUGAGACGUAAUAAUUUGAAGCCACUAUCCAUUUCGUUGGGUCUCAUGUUCUUCCAACAACUCAGCGGCAUAAAUGCUGUCAUAUUCUAUACAGUUAUGAUAUUCCAAGAAGCCGGCUCCACUAUUGAUGGUAAUGUGUGCACGAUUAUUGUGGGUGUGGUGAACUUUAUUGCCACAUUUAUGGCAACCGUACUUAUUGAUCGGCUAGGACGUAAGAUCCUGCUCUACAUCUCCGAUGUUGCGAUGAUUAUUUCACUCUUCACUUUGGGCGGUUUCUUCUAUUGUAAAGCAUCUGGCAUGAAUAUCACUGAAGUUGGUUGGUUACCACUCGCCAGUUUUGUGAUCUAUGUAGUUGGCUUUUCGCUCGGUUUCGGUCCCAUACCAUGGCUGAUGAUGGGCGAGAUUUUGCCAGCGAAAAUUCGCGGUUCUGCCGCCUCUGUGGCCACUGCAUUCAACUGGACUUGCACAUUCGUUGUGACAAAAACCUUCCGCGACAUGAUUGAUACAAUGGGCACUCAUGGUGCAUUCUGGCUGUUCGGUUCCAUUUGUGUGGUGGGCUUAUUUUUCGUGAUAUUUUGUGUGCCUGAGACACAGGGCAAGACGCUUGAAGAUAUUGAACGCAAAAUGAUGGGACGCGUACGUCGUAUGUCGUCUGUGGCGAAUAUUAAGCCGUUGUCUUUCAAUAUGUAGAAACAUAUUAUAUAACUCAGGAACCUGCAUGCGUAGACCGUAUGAUUCAUAUUAUGCAUGCAUACACAUAUUUACUAUGAUGUGUAUGCGAAUACAACCAAAUACUAGUUUAAGUGCCUUAAAAUUAGUAGAUAAAUACAUAUAUUACGUGACAUUGCAGCAAAAACUUGACCAGUGUAGAGCAAAGUUUGGAAAAACAAUGCGAAAGGGAUUUGCGCAUACAAUAUGAAUAUAGAAUGUACGAAUACUAGAGUUAGUUUUUUAAGCAGCUAGCAAGUCAAAGAAAUUAUGUAGAUGAGAUUUAUACAUAUAUUAUUCUGAAUGUGAUUUAGUCUAAUAGCCGUUGGUCGAAAGGUAGUUUUUGUGUAAAUCUUUCCAUUGUCGGUGCAUGACAAUUGAAGUUUGCAAAAAAAAAAAAAAAACCGAAAUAAAAAAAAACUUUAAGUAAAAAUACCGAAUUAUGUUAAAUAAAAUUUUCAUUGUGUUAUUAGUAGUGUAAACAGUAUACAUGUAGUAGUGAACUGUGUAGUUUGUUUUUAAUGAAAAAAUAUAAAAUUUUUUUAAUAUAUUAUUAUAAUGACCAAUAGUAGUGCUAUAUUUAUUAAGCUAGCUAUUAUAAUUAACAUAAAAA
Ceratitis capitata (Mediterranean fruit fly) is the source of this 3199-nucleotide messenger RNA. It is a transcript of the gene Tret1-1, whose product is annotated as facilitated trehalose transporter Tret1. Gene Ontology annotation, molecular function: sugar transmembrane transporter activity. The record is from RefSeq and is a predicted model, not a curated record. Lineage: Eukaryota; Metazoa; Arthropoda; Insecta; Diptera; Tephritidae. Bases 1 to 2568 code for a protein of 855 amino acids. The transcript is spliced from 8 exons. Gene Ontology annotation, cellular component: membrane. Gene Ontology annotation, biological process: transmembrane transport; carbohydrate transport.